Messenger RNA from Cicer arietinum (chickpea), 1115 nucleotides. RefSeq names its product probable transcription factor At5g61620. The record is from RefSeq and is a predicted model, not a curated record. Gene Ontology annotation, biological process: response to ethylene; response to gibberellin. Lineage: Eukaryota; Viridiplantae; Streptophyta; Magnoliopsida; Fabales; Fabaceae. Gene Ontology annotation, molecular function: DNA binding; zinc ion binding.
AUAUAUAUAUACAACCAAACAAAGUCGUUUUUUCUGCUCUCUCCCUUUCAUACACGUUUUGGUUUGUAAUUAAGGUGUUUUUAGUGAAAAUGGGAAGAAGAAAGUGCUCACAAUGUGGUAAGAUAGGACAUAAUUCUAGGACUUGCACACCCUUCACCAAUAUUGGACUUCGUCUCUUUGGUGUCCAACUACCUUACAAUAACAUACCCCCCUCAUCUAAUUCUGUUGUUAGUAAUAAUAACAUCAAGAAAAGCUUUAGCAUGGACACCUUUCCCUCACCAAUAUCCUCUCCAUCUUCCUCACUCUCUUCAUCAAUAAUAACCAAUAUUGAUGAAAUUAAUCAUCAUAAAUCCACCUCUAAUAUUUCCUAUCCAUCAGAUUGUUUUAUAGGUCCACCCCAAGACAAGAAGAAAGGUGUUCCAUGGACAGAAGAGGAGCAUAGAAUAUUCCUUGUUGGACUAGAGAAGGUGGGAAAAGGAGAUUGGAGGGGUAUCUCUAGAAAUUUUGUCACUACAAGAACCCCUACACAAGUUGCCAGUCAUGCUCAAAAGUACUUUCUUCGAUUGGCAACUAUCAAUAACAAGAAGAAGCGACGCUCAAGUCUCUUUGACUUGAUUGAGACAAAGAACAACGUAGAUGGUCGAAGCCAUGCUAAUUCAGUGAUUUUGGAUCAUAAAUUAGAAGAUAAUUGUAAAUGUGAAGAAGUUGAGAUUAUUAAUGAUGCCACCACUUUGUCAUUGCUAGGGGGGUGCAUUAAACAAGAAGAAACAGCAAAAUUAUCAGCUAAGCAACAAAUUAAUUACUCUCAAGUUGUAGAACAUCAUCAAGUUGUGCCUUUAAUUAAUUGGAUACAUCCUAAUUUGGAACUCACUCUUGCAGUUGCAUCCCCUAAUAACACCCAGCUGGAACUAAAUCAACCAUCCCCUGGCCCAUUCCUUCUAGGCCCAAUAAGCGUCACUUAAUUAAUCAACUAGUACUCUGGAAUUUUACAAAUUACUAGUUUGUCUUAUCAAUUUGUCAUUUUAAUUAAUUAUAUAUAAUCUAUUGUCAAGUGUAACCUAACCUCUUUUUCUAAUUUAGAGAAGAAAAAGAAACUAAUGGAUUUUUUUUCUUCA